Messenger RNA from Cynara cardunculus var. scolymus (artichoke), 1392 nucleotides. RefSeq lists its product as uncharacterized. Bases 333 to 1043 code for a protein of 236 amino acids. Lineage: Eukaryota; Viridiplantae; Streptophyta; Magnoliopsida; Asterales; Asteraceae. The record is from RefSeq and is a predicted model, not a curated record. The transcript is spliced from 7 exons.
UCAAUAAUGGUGGAAAAUUGAAUUCUCCGCAACACCGGCAAAACCACUUUCCUUCUCCAUAUCAGUUUCAUCCACUAUCCCCGAAUAAGCAGAAGCUAUAUACCCCCAAAUAUCCUGUAAACCAGAAGGGUUCGGGUUCAGUGUGUCCAUUUCUUUGUUCUUGUUGCACAGUUACAUACCCAAAACAUCUGUUAUACCCUAAUUUAAUCACACCCAUUUGAUAGAUAGUUUUGCCGGGAAGCGUUUUCAAGGAUUUUUGUGGCGGGAAAGGUCCAGAGUUGGCGGGAAUCGGGUUGAGUGAGCGCAUGUGUAACCGUUAGGAUUUCUUUCUUAUGGCGAAUCCAUCUGGAAACGGGACGAAUAAUAACGAUGCGGCUCACCCGAGUCACCACGGCAGCAAUUCGGUGCCGGAGCCUGCGUUGCAGCAUAAUCCUGGUGCCUCAACUGAUUGGACUCCAGAUGAACAGUCAAUUUUGGAAGAUGGCCUCGCCCAGUAUGCAACUGAAUCAAACAUCGUCCGCUAUGCAAAGAUUGCCGUGCAAUUGCAAAACAAGACUGUCCGGGAUGUGGCUUUGCGGUGCAGAUGGAUGUUUAAAAGGGAUAUCAACAAAAGAAGGAAAGAAGAUUACAUCUUGACAAGGAAAAGUAAAGACAGGAAGGAAAAAAUGAAUGAUCAUUUGGCAAGUACAUCUCAUUUAGCAACUCAAACUAAAUUUUCUUCAUAUGUUCAAGGAGCGGUUGCAAAUGGAAAAUCAAAUGCACUGUACAAUGUUAUACUGCCUGCAGUUCUUGCCAGUCCAGCUGGACAGCUUCUUGAGGAAAACGCACUGGCUUUCGAGCGGGUUUCUGCAAAUCUUGAAAUUGAACAGGCACAUGAGAAUAUCAGUCUCCUUUGCCAAGUUCGGAAAAAUAUCCUCGAUAUUAUGAACAAUUUAUGUGAAACACCGGAGAAACUGAAGCAGAUGCCACCGCUUCCGGUGAAGCUGAACGACGAUCUUUACAAUUCGUUGCUUCCUCGCUCAACAUUUCAUCAGCUGCAAUAAUGAUUCCUGCUGCCGACAUUCGUGUAAGACACCAACAACAUGAUGAUUGUCAUGGAAAUAAUUCAUGGGUUUGUCGGUUUAGUUCUUUGUUUUGAGCAAUCUUUGCAGUAAAUAGAGAAAUAAGUAGCAGCAGCAGCAGCAGCAGCAGCAUUGAGUUUGGGAGUUUUGAAUUAGGGUUUGAUAGUCUGAAACAUGAAAACUAAUGAAUGCUUUUACCAAAUUUGUAGAAUUCUUUUCACUCACUUUCUUUGGUUUGCAGAAAUCUUUGAAGAUGCUGUUGGAGUAAAAUAAGAGUACUUAAAUCUAGUCAUGAAAACUAACGGGGUGGGGAUUCCCUGCUUUUGCUUUC